CUCAACCGCCCGCAGCUCUCUCUAUAUGCGAUAAGAAAAGUUAAAAACAAAAACAGCUGUAAUACUCGAACGACAAUAAAUACUAUUAGCAGGUGAAAAUCCACAUUUUGAUUAGAUUGAACUGAAAAACUAGAGCAACCUGAGGGGAACACAACGUCUUCAGUCCAGGCGGCAACAUUCCUAUUUAAAUUUUUGAAUAAUUACUAUCCAAUGAGUGUUAGAUUGUUAGGGAAGUAGGUCAGUUUAAAAGUUUGAUUAGAUUGAGAUCUGUAGGAGGAACAGGUACCCAAAAACUUUUUAAACUGGCAGCAUAUUAACCUGUUAAGCGUGUAGGAUAUAAUUUAUUUUAUAAGAACAAGUAUAUUUCCGGUUAAUAAUUUACGAUGAGCCAGGUAAAAUCCGUACUUUGCGUGGGCUGCACUGUGAUCGACUUUGUGACCAUCAAUGGCAGUUAUCCCAAGGAGGACACCGAUCGGCGUUGCCUGGAUGGGUUUUGGCAACGUGGCGGGAAUGCCUCUAAUGUGAGCACGGUGCUCCGGGUUCUCGGUUCCAGGGUGGACUUCUUUGGAAUGCUCAGCAGAUCGGAUGCAUUUCGAGUGCUCCUCGAGGAUCUCCGAAAGCGGGAGAUCGGCAUUACGAAUUGCCCCCAGACGGACAGGGAUCCGCCCUUCUCUUCGGUGAUCUUGGCUCAGGAUUCCGGCACCCGCACUAUUAUCCACUGCAAUAAGGACUACCCGCAGACCACCUGGGAGGACUUCAGCAAGGUGGAUCUCUCUCGGUACGAAUGGGUGCACUUCGAGGCUCGCAACACGCCGCACACAUUAAAAAUGAUGCAGAGCAUUAGGGAACACAACGAAAGGAGCGGCCAACGCAUCAUCAUCUCAUUGGACUUGGAAACUAGGUACGAACAGAACCAGGAACUGUGCGCACCCUGCGACUUUGUGGUUUUCUCUAAGGAGCUUGCCGCCCAGUUGGGAUGGAAGACACCGCGGCAAACGUGUCAGGAGCUGGCCGCCAAUAUUCCAGGAAGGGGGCCCAAACCCGUUUUUAUAUGUCCCUGGGGAAGUGCCGGAGCCGGAGCAUUGGAUGCCAAUGGCAACUACCACGAAAUGGCUUCAUAUAAGCAGCAGAAUGUGGUGGACACACUGGGAGCCGGAGACAGCUUCAUGGCCGGAUUCAUACACGCCACUCUCGAGGGUCAGCGAAGCCUAACAGAAGCUGUGGACUUUGCCAACCGAGUUGCCAGCCACAAAAUCACCGGAUUCGGAUACGAUCAUAUUGCACAACUCAGCUUAAACUAAAACUUAUCUUAAGUCCAUCUUGGAUUAUUUGCAUAACACUCUUCGAAAGAAUUUAUUAACAUUAAAACUCGCCAGACAGAAAUAAGUUUUUGUUUAAAAAUCAAAAAAAUAUUACUAAUGCUAAGCACCAAUAUUAUUAAUUUUUACCAGAGAUUAAAAUAUUUGUUUAAACAAACAUAAGGACAUCGUGUUACAAAUUUUAUAAUA
Molecule: messenger RNA, 1508 nt
Organism: Drosophila rhopaloa
Lineage: Eukaryota; Metazoa; Arthropoda; Insecta; Diptera; Drosophilidae
Product: ketohexokinase
Exons: 1
Coding region: 384-1301 (305 amino acids)
Biological process (GO): fructose metabolic process
Molecular function (GO): ketohexokinase activity
Source: RefSeq, a predicted model, not a curated record